ACAAAAAGAUGACGAGAGAAUCCAAAUUAAUUUCCAUCUGAUUUUCUUUCCCCAUCAAACGUUGUUCUCAAAAAUCUCUCUCCUCAGUUGAUUGAAGCCAACGAAUUUAUUUUUGGUUGUUUAUUUUUUAAUUUUGACUCCUUUUGGUCUCCUCAACAGCUUCACACUGACCCUUCUGCCCUCUCUUACUUCACUCUUCUGAUACUUUCUUCAUAUUUACUGGUCCCGACUGCAUAUGGUGUUUUGCUGUAAAAGAUUACGAAAACAGGCGAAAGUUGGGCUUUUUGGAGUUUCAGGGUGAUGGGUUCUGUGAAGGGAGUGGUGAGCUUGCGGCCGCUGGUGGCUCUGUUCUUCAUCUUGACGGCACCGUUCUGUGCUGGACUCACUAACCUGCGGGAUGUAACUGCGUUGAACAACUUGUUUGUCUCACUUGGGUACCCGCCACUGCGAGGGUGGCUUCUGGUUGGAGGAGACCCGUGUGGAGACCUUUGGCAAGGUGUGGAAUGUGUCUUCUCAAACAUCACAGCACUAAACCUUACUAAUGCAAACUUGGGAGGGGAGCUUGGCACCACUUGGGAUUUCCCAUCAAUCGUAUCCAUUGAUCUUAGCAACAACCAUAUUGGUGGGAGCAUCCCGUCCAGCUUGCCUCAUAGUCUCACGCAAUUGUCAUUGGGCAAUAACAGUAUAACUGGAGUCAUUCCCGAUGCAUUUCAACCAUUGUCAACAUUGAUAGAUCUGGAUCUGUCUGAUAACAAUUUGACUGGCCCAUUGCCUCAGUCUUUUGGAGACUUAUCAUCUCUUAACAUACUGCACAUGCAGAACAAUAAACUUACUGGGUUGCUUGAUGUCAUCAAGGAUCUGCCUUUCACUGAUCUGAACAUAGAGAAGAACUUAUUCUCCGGGCCCAUACCUGAAAAGUUACUGACAGUCCCGAACUUCAAGAAAGACGGAAAUCCAUUUAACACAAGCGUGCUCCCAUCACCACCCGCCCCUUCUCCAGUCGUAGCAGAUGGACCUUCUCCAUCUAGAGCUGCGCCACCUUCACCCGCAGCUUUUCCUUGGAAGCAGGCUGGUGGACCAUUUCCAGGGACGCCUGAUUCCCCCAGUUCUGGCGGAAGUAUGAGUUCUAAAAUGGUACUUGUGAUAGCUGGAUUAGGGGCUCUGGCACUAAUCCUUAUUGGUGGGCUGUGUCUUGGUAUGCGGAGAUGCACCAAAGAGGACAAGGCUAGUAAAAGUUCCAAGAGGCAUGAUGGGAGUCCGAUAUACAGCGAGUCCCUGCCGCGGCCUAAUAAUCAUGUGGAGAAAGCUGGUCCAAGAGAGCUAAUUGGGGUCACUAGAUCACGAGACAGGAUCGAUCAUCAGAGAAGCGCCUCAGAUCAUAAACCAGAUCGACUGAAGUUAGACAAAAAUAGAAUGGGCCUUGGUUCAACUGCAAAUCCUCCUCGUCCUUGUCGUCUUGGCCUUCCUGCUGAGAAAGUUACCACCAUCCCACUUGCUUCUGGGGGAUCAACCUCGAGAACACAUCCUGCUGAGAGAGUGGACCCCGCAAAUACUGUAGCUCGUUAUGAUAUCGCGUCCCUUCAGCUUGUCACAAACAGUUUUUCCCAAGUAAAUUUUAUCGGAGAAGGCACGCUUGGCAGUGUUUACCGGGGCGAACUUCCCAACGGAAAGCUAUUGGCAAUCAAAAAGCUAGAGACCGCAGCUUCUUGGCGGCAAAGUGAAGAGGAAUUCCGAGGACUUGUGUCUAGUAUCUCUAUGAUCCAGCACCAAAAUAUUGUAGAGCUAGUGGGAUACUGUUGUGAGCAUGGGCAAAGGCUACUCAUCUACAAUUUCUGCCAAAAUGGGACUCUUCACGAUGCACUGCAUAUUGAUGGACAAAUGCACAGGAAACUUUCAUGGGAACUGCGCAUUCGAAUUGCACUAGGAGCUGCAAGAGCCUUGGAGUACCUGCAUGAGACCUGUCAGCCACCAAUCGUGCACCGGAAUUUCAAGUCUGCAAAUGUCCUCCUAAAUGAUGAGCUUGAAGUUCAGGUCUCUGAUUGUGGGUUGGCACCUCUAUUCAUCUCUUCAAGUCAGUCAUCGGAUCUUUUCCUUGCUGCCAAUGGCUAUGCUGCGCCGGAAGUGGAGUCUGGUGCAUACACAUGGCAGAGUGAUGUCUACAGCUUUGGAGUCGUGAUGUUAGAACUUCUCACUGGGAGGCGGCCUUACGAGAGAGCACGGCCUCGAGGAACACAAUAUUUGGCUAGAUGGGCAAUAUCUUGUCUUCAUGAUAUAGAUGCCUUGUCAAAGAUGGUUGAUCCCUUGUUGAACGGCUUCUAUCCCAUCAAAUCUUUGUCACGUUUCGCCGACAUAAUCUCUAGAUGCAUACAGGGGGAACCAGAGUUUCGGCCGUUAAUGUCUGAGGUCGUCCAGGACCUGAUGCAAGUGGUUUAGAAAGAACAAGUUUGAUAGAUCAAGGUGGAAAUCGGAACUUGAUGAUGCAGAAGUCUCUCGACUUAUCUCUUUAAAAUUGCUUAGAGUUCCAGAGGAACCGAGAGUUUGUCGAACCAAAUUUUCCCAAAAAUCCACAGGUUUGGCAUCAUCCAACAUAUUUGUAUAAAUAUAUAUAUAUAUUUAUCUUAGUAUUCUUAAUGCCCUGAAAUAGAAAACUGAUAACUGGUUUGUAUAAUUAGCUUGUCAUUGUUUCUUGUGAAUAUAUUUGCUCGGGUCAAGAAAUUGUUUUGAUCUGUGUGUGCGUUUCCAUACUUUUUCUUGUUUUGAUUCAUUCUUGUAGGUUUACGUAAUGACAGUUUUCUUAAGUUUAAACUCGAACAUUGCUGUACUGACUUGAUUCA
This is a messenger RNA of Punica granatum (pomegranate), 2834 nucleotides long. NCBI's taxonomy places the organism in Eukaryota, Viridiplantae, Streptophyta, Magnoliopsida, Myrtales, Lythraceae. The record is from RefSeq and is a predicted model, not a curated record.